AUGGUGCGGAAAGUAGAGACGAUCUUUCACUGUAUGGGCUCAUUCGCUGUGACGACUAACCCAUAUCGGGCUGGUUUCUCUGCUGGGUUUCGUCACUCAAAUCUUGAUGGCUUCUCGGAUGAUGAGGUGAAACAAGACGUGAAAAUCAACGAAGAAAACCGUGAAAUAAUUGUAAGACUCUUAAACAACCUCAGAGCGAAGAUUCAGGCAGUCGAAUUGAAGUUAGCAUCCUUGGAAAAUCAGAGAAAACUGAACCAGGAAACGGAAGCCAUAUACAGAGAUGCUCUGAACAUUGUAAACCACACAUUGGAUGGGAUCACUGCCGGAAAUCACCCGGAGGCUGACGACAAUUUGAAAUAUUUCAAUCUCGGAUGUAACGGGUUCAAUAUUACUAAACGCAACGACAGAUAUAUUAUUAUUCCUCCUUUAAUAAAACUUAACUAA
This is a messenger RNA of Helobdella robusta, 444 nucleotides long. RefSeq lists its product as hypothetical. The transcript has 2 exons. The record is from RefSeq and is a predicted model, not a curated record. The coding region runs from base 1 to 444 and encodes 147 amino acids. Lineage: Eukaryota; Metazoa; Annelida; Clitellata; Rhynchobdellida; Glossiphoniidae.